Messenger RNA from Sphaerulina musiva SO2202, 1062 nucleotides. RefSeq lists its product as uncharacterized. The annotation marks the transcript as partial. The transcript has a single exon. The record is from RefSeq and is a predicted model, not a curated record. Lineage: Eukaryota; Fungi; Ascomycota; Dothideomycetes; Mycosphaerellales; Mycosphaerellaceae.
AUGGACCAUGAAAGCUUGCGGACCGCUUCCACAUAUCUGAAUAACCUUUUGCUCGCCCGUGGUUUGCUGCGCAACGGUGAUGCCAUCGACUUCGUCAAACCCUCCAAGGAAUCCCGCGCUUCCAUCAUCAACCUCGUCCACGAUCUGAUACUACGCGAGGACCGCGACAAGGAGAGCCGCGAACAUGUCGCCUUUACAGUGCGACAAUUACGCGCCGAAGAUGCCCGCAAGGCACAGGAGAUUGAGCAUCUGCAGGCCAAGAACGAGCAAACGUCGAGAAGCGCAGCACAGGCGCAACAAGCUCAGCGCGUCGCCAAUGCAGAGGUCAAGAGGGUGGAACAAGCCAUGAAGGUGUUGCAAGAACAGGCUGCCAAGCUCAAGACCACUCUCGCCCAAGUCAAGACGCAGUGCGCGAACGAUGUCAAGAAGAGAGAUUUGGAGCUGCAACGGCUCAAGACGCAUCUGCAAGGCCAGCAGAGGGGCACGAGAGUGGGCAUGACAGCACCUUCAAUGACUGUGCGGAAGACGAUACAGGAGCCUGUGCAGGAUGUCAACGAUCCGGCUUAUUCCUUGAAGCAGGAGACAACGGAGUUCUUGACACAACUCAGUCAGGGCUUGAGUGAUGAGAACGAUGGCUUGAUCAGUCUGGUGAGAAGUGCACUGGGUACCAUGCAUGAGCUGCUCGGCAUCCAGCACAACGCCCAGAGGCAAGUUGACAGCGCCAUUGGGAGUUUGGGAAGCGAACUGGCUGGCAAGUCUAAGAGUCGGAGUGCUGGGAACAGUCUACUAUACCCAGCACCGGAGACGAGCUAUGAGGUGCUGGCUGCAGAUCUGGAAGGUACGCUGGAGCAUCUCAAGGAGAUAUUGACGAAUCCCAAUUUCGUCAGCCUGGAAGAGUUCGAGAAGGAAGUAGAGACCCGCAAUGAGGAGAUCGAAAGUCUCCGAGAAGGUUGGGAGCACAUGGAACAGCGUUGGCGAGAAGUGCUAGGCAUGAUGCAAGGCUGGGUCAAGCGCAUGCAUACUGGAGACACCAUUAACAUUGAUGAUCUUCGAAAAGGCAUG